ACUACAGCCACCAAUAUUAUCUAAAAAAUCAUACAAUAGUUAUACACAAGAAUGGCAUGGCCAUUAUAUGGUUCGUUUUACCUUAUGUGACCAUUUCCCCCAUUUGAACACCCCCUCCUCAACGUUUUCUACACAGACAUUAUUGCGAUCUCCAAAUGCAGAAGACCCCGAGCAGACCACCAACAAUCCAACAGCCGUGACCAUGCCACCACGGCGCCGCCGAAACCAGCAAGUAAAACGGGGGUAAAGUAACUGAUUUCAAGCCCAUGCUCUGGGGUGCAUGGUUGGAGAAAAAGUUUCCUUUCUUGGAUGCAGAGUGAACUGACUGGCUUUGCAGAGACCAAGAUAGACCAUGCUGGUGGUUACACGAUUGUCUUUCAGUUAAUUUUUACGUGGGUGAACAAGUAUAGCACCUCCCAGUUUCUUUGGUCAUAGAUCUGGUCUCCUCUUGUAGGCUACACUCAUUGUAUACGUACAACAUGCAUUUUGGGUUUAGCGCGGUCCUAUAGCUGAGGAGGCUCCUUAUCUGGCUUGUCCACAGGGCCCCCUCCUUCUCACCACAUCCACCAUCUCUCUUCUCUACUUCGGGCCGCAGGAUAGUGCUGAAACAUGCCGAGACACUUGCAGGGCAGCUCGUGUCUGUCGCAGGUCCGCGAGGCUGGUUCUGGUUUGUAGCCUAGCUGGAUCUACUUUGUGGUGUGGUCUCCCCCACCAUAUCUGAAUAUAACUAUUGCAAAGGAGGAAAACAAGUUAAAGAAUAGCAAUAACUGCCCAAUAACGAGGUGAAGAAUACAGGAGAUCUAUACACCAAUAUUGGAAUCGAUGUUCGAUCAAGCUACGACUAUGGGCGAUGGGAUCGCUGAGGAUCGCAACCACAACCACCACCACCACCGUGGAUCCAACUCUCUGUACGGUAACCGGAUGGACAAAUGCCAUACCGAACUUGGGAGCAGGUCGCCGGUGCAGAGUACAACCGAUACCGCGGGUACAUCGGCGUCUACCCCCACCUCCUCCAGUGAAGACGGACAUGAUAAACUGGACCCAGUGGACCCAGACUACUGCCAGAGGAUUUUAGUUCGAGAUGCUAAGGGUACCAUCCGGGAGAUCGUGUUGCCAAAGGGUCUCGACCUCGACAGGCCAAAACGCACGCGGACCUCCUUCACCGCAGAGCAGCUCUACCGUCUCGAGCUCGAGUUCCAGCGCUGCCAGUAUGUAGUCGGCCGAGAGCGCACUGAGCUGGCGAGGCAGCUGAACCUGUCUGAGACACAGGUUAAAGUGUGGUUCCAGAACCGUCGCACCAAGCAGAAGAAGGACACGACCAAGGACUCUGACAAGCGCUCCUCCUCCACCUCGGAGUCACUGGCCACCUGUAACAUUUUACGUCUCCUCGAACAGGGCCGCCUCCUCUCCGCCCCGCCCCCCAAUCCCCCAAUGGGCCACCACCCAGGAAAUGGCUCCCUAUUGGUCAGCUCCGGAGGGGGCUCCUCCUCGCCAGGGGUGAGUAGAAGCACGCCACCAGGAAAUGGCGUUCUUGGCAUGGGUGGAACUUUCGGGCUGUCACUGCCCUCCCUGGGAGGGACUUCGCCACGUCUGGGCAUGCCGCCGCCGCACUCACUGUGCUUCUCAAUGCCGCUGCUAGGGGGCGCUCAUCAUGAACUGGCGUCUGGGUACGGGUGCGGGUCCUCGGCGUUCGAGCCGUACAUGCGGCUGGACAGGAUCUCCAAGGAUGGAGAUCUAAGUGGGAAGAAGAGAGUUUCCUAAAAAGCGGCCAUUAAGGGGUUGGGAUGACCCCCCCCCCCCUCCUGCCUCUGGUC
This is a messenger RNA of Salvelinus sp. IW2-2015, 1814 nucleotides long. RefSeq names its product ventral anterior homeobox 2-like. Gene Ontology annotation, molecular function: DNA-binding transcription factor activity, RNA polymerase II-specific; RNA polymerase II cis-regulatory region sequence-specific DNA binding. NCBI's taxonomy places the organism in Eukaryota, Metazoa, Chordata, Actinopteri, Salmoniformes, Salmonidae. Gene Ontology annotation, cellular component: nucleus. Gene Ontology annotation, biological process: central nervous system development; regulation of transcription by RNA polymerase II; brain development. The record is from RefSeq and is a predicted model, not a curated record.